AAGUAGAAAUGGGUAUUCCCUGGCAAACUCCGAUAUCAAAACAAUUUAACACCACAAAACUGAGCUGAACGGUAUUUGUUUUUAAAUAGGAAGCUUAUAUUUCCCAUUUCCCUUUGUUGACAGUGAACGCAACACUGCUAUCAGGAUGUUGUUGUGGUGAAGUAGCAGCUAGUCAGCUAUGCUAACCUGCUGUUACUGACAUCUGUUUUCAGAUUAACAACCACAAUAAUCAUGUCUUUUAAAAGGGAAGGUGAUGACAAGAGUCAGUUGAACUUACUGAAGAAACGACGUGUGGCAGAUCUUCUGUCUCAUUUUAUUCCAGAAGAUGAAGCAGCUCUUAUGAAUAAUGGAAGAUACACUUGCCUUGUGUGCUCCUACCGGCCUGUGUUUGACACAGUUGACACGCUGACAGUCCACAGGAACGGGAAGAGACACCUGGAAGGAUUAAAAGCAUUUUAUGGCAAGAAAGCACGGCUGAAGAAUGAAAUAAUAAAAAGGCGCCAUGAAAACUACGUCCAGGCUGAAGAAGACACAAGGCAGGAACCGUCCUGUUCAGCCCCUUUACUGGCACAAACACGGAAGCUUACACAUCAUGCUUUAUUGAAGACUGUACCAUAUAACAGCUGCCAUACAAAAACCAGUACAAAAUCUGAAAAAGGAGCGCUGAGCAACGGCUCAGGUCCCAGCGACAACUCUUCCAGCAAAACGGCAUCCGAACUAGAAAAAGCAUGUCGGAAAACUGAAGUUUCAAACAGUUUAUCACAAAGCACAGCAGACAGUGAAGGGUCACAUCCAUCAGAAGACAAGGAAGGAGCUCAGGCUGCAGUGACACAGGAGGCAGAGCCUGUAACGGCCGAGAGGAGGAGAGAGCUGGAGCACUACCUCAAACUGAAAAGUGAUGGGUGGUUGAAGGACCGGAGCGGCCAGUGGGUGAGAGACGAGAAUGUGGAGUUUGAUUCAGAUGAGGAGGAGCCGACUUCGCUUGCCACCCUACCUACAAGUCACUGAGAGGACUAAGAACUGUUGGAAAACACAGAUGAACUUGUACCACAUUGGUGCAUUCAGAGGCAACAAUGCUGUGUGAAACAGCUGGAGCUCCACGUGCAAGGACUUUUGUACCAUUCAUCAACCUUUCACUGAAUUCCUUUGCUGAUUCUACAGCGCCUGUGUUAAUCUUGAGACUCACUCCUUAGUUGUAAUAGACGCCUGCUGGUCACCAGUAUUGAUGCUUUUAUUUUAGCAGGAAACUCACAGUUUAAGGGAAUU
Sebastes umbrosus (honeycomb rockfish) is the source of this 1266-nucleotide messenger RNA. RefSeq names its product sodium channel modifier 1 (gene scnm1). Gene Ontology annotation, cellular component: nucleus. Bases 232 to 1008 code for a protein of 258 amino acids. Gene Ontology annotation, biological process: RNA splicing. The transcript has 8 exons. The record is from RefSeq and is a predicted model, not a curated record. Lineage: Eukaryota; Metazoa; Chordata; Actinopteri; Perciformes; Sebastidae.